CAUGCCCUUCACAAAAUCAACGUCCUUUCUCUAUAAACAAACCAAAACCCAUCCGACUCCUCACCCUCUCCAGCUCCAGAUGGACUUCAAUAGAAGAGAAUUCCUCUUAUCAGCUCCCGCCAUCUUCCUUCUCCUUUCCCUUUUCCUCUCCUCCGCCGAAGCCCUCAACAUCGGCAUCGAUCCCUCCACCGGAGACGCCGUGAGCAAGCAGGAAUGCAGCAGGAAUUGCGAGUCGGAGCACUGCGCAGUGCCGCUGUUCUUAAGAUAUGGAAAGUACUGUGGGAUUAUGUACAGUGGAUGCCCAGGGGAGAAACCCUGCGACGGGCUCGACGCCUGCUGCAUGCAUCAUGACGCCUGUGUUCAAGCUAGGAACAAUGACUAUUUGAGCCAGAAGUGCAGCCAAGAUUUAUUAGAUUGCAUUGCAAGAUUCAAGGAACAGAAUUCGCCAUCGUUUAAGGGGAACAAAUGCAUGGUGCAGGAGGUGGCGGAUGUGAUCACGCUGGUCAUAGAAGCGGCGCUGCUGGCCGGCCGAGCUCUCCAUAAACCCUAAAUUGGCUGUAAGAGAUAAAGAAGAUAAUGUUUCUUUCUUCUGUUCUCAGUGUUUUGAGAAGAGCACAUGGGCUUCAAUAAUUGAGAGUGCUCAGCAGACGAACUGUACGGUGGCUUAUUUAUUAUCUUAUUCAUUCACGCAAUUUCCUUCA
This is a messenger RNA of Dendrobium catenatum, 701 nucleotides long. Its product is annotated as phospholipase A2-alpha. NCBI's taxonomy places the organism in Eukaryota, Viridiplantae, Streptophyta, Magnoliopsida, Asparagales, Orchidaceae. The transcript has 4 exons. The coding region runs from base 2 to 550 and encodes 182 amino acids. The record is from RefSeq and is a predicted model, not a curated record. Gene Ontology annotation, molecular function: calcium ion binding; A2-type glycerophospholipase activity. Gene Ontology annotation, biological process: lipid catabolic process; arachidonate secretion; phospholipid metabolic process.